AUGGCAUCCACCCAGGCGCUCAGCGCAGCAGCACAAGACCGCAAAGCCCGCCUGGCCCAGCUCAAAUCACUCAAGCGCAAACAACCCGACACCUGCCAAGAAGCCUACGAAGAAGAAGCACCAGUAAGACAAACCGACGAGACCACACCAGCCGAACCAGACGCCUCCUCCACAUUCCUCUCCGGCCGCAACUACGACUCGGAAACCAAGGGACCAAAACUGGGCUUCGAAGCGGCACCCUCAGAGGGUAAAGAGACACUCGAGAAGAAGGCAGCAGCGCUCGCACUCGAGACAAGACGACAAGCACAGGAGGACGAGAAAGCGGAUAAGCCGCUCGACUUGUUCAAGCUGCAACCCAAGAAACCGAAUUGGGAUCUCAAGCGCGAUUUGGACAGGAAGUUGGAAGUGCUGAAUGUGAGGACGGAUAACGCGAUUGCGAAGUUAGUUCGGGAGAGGAUCGCGGGGCAGCAGAAGGCGGCGAAGGAGAAGAUGGGAGGUGCGAAUGGGCGUGCGAAUGGGUCUGAUGGUGUCGGUGCGGAGGGAGAGGGAGAGGCGGUGGGUUUGGAGGGGGCGGUGUUGGUCGAGGCUACGCAUGUGCGGGAGCGAGAGGAUGAGGAGGAUGCUAGGCGGGAGAGGGAGGAAGAGGAUGCGUUGUUGGAUGCGAGCUGA
Recurvomyces mirabilis is the source of this 669-nucleotide messenger RNA. RefSeq lists its product as uncharacterized. Bases 1 to 669 code for a protein of 222 amino acids. The record is from RefSeq and is a predicted model, not a curated record. The transcript has a single exon. Gene Ontology annotation, cellular component: post-mRNA release spliceosomal complex; U2-type spliceosomal complex. Lineage: Eukaryota; Fungi; Ascomycota; Dothideomycetes; Mycosphaerellales; Teratosphaeriaceae.